AUGACCACGUCCACUGCUUCCGCAUCAGCGGCUAUCCCGUUGACGACGGUGUUUACACCUCCAGCCUCGUGUACGAGUGUGAAUUGGGUUUCAUCGGAUUGCAAGAAAAGCACCUGCGAUGGUGUCUACAACAUUGUACAAACCACCGACACAGACUGUUACCCAUCCGGAUGGGCGAAGACGGCUACCUGGUUCUCACCAGGAUUGUUUUGUCCGACCGGAUAUACCGUCAAUAAUACCAAUGUGGUCACCAGUGGCUUGGGUUUAACGGAGACUCAGGCGAGAUGCUGUCCCUCAGGAUACGCCUUUGCAACCAAAGCCUUGGAAGUCUGGUGGACCCCCGAGCCAUGCACCAAGAUAAGCAGGACAACCACCGUCAUCGAUUAUACCGUCCUCGGCGUAACCCCAACUACCACAACGGCAAUCACAUACACACAUCCCAUCAUCCACGCAUACCCCGUCGAACUAAGAUGGCAAUCCACAGACAGCGUGGACGCAGUCGUAAAGUCCUCCGCCACGGUCAUGUUGACAUCUAGCACCGGGACUUCCGCAACAUCAACAUCGACAUCCAGCUCUUCAUCCGGGCUCUCCACGGGAGCAAAAGCAGGUAUCGGAGUUGGCAUUGCCGCAGCAGCCAUCAUCGUAAUCGUCCUUAGUCUCCUCUUCUGGUUCCGUCGAAGGAAAAACCAAAAGGCUGCUACACAGACGUCGGCCGAUUACUCCCGUGAUGAAUCCAUAUUCCAGAAAGCUCCUCAACAGGAACCCGUGGAGCUAGAUGCAUACACCCCCGAACUUCAUGGGAGCUUUUCACCGGCUUCGGAGCUUGCGAGUGAUCAGACCGUUAGUGAACGGGGUUAUAGUGAUCGUGGACAUAGUGAAGGGGCGCAG
Penicillium cataractarum is the source of this 888-nucleotide messenger RNA. RefSeq lists its product as uncharacterized. The transcript has 2 exons. The annotation marks the transcript as partial. The record is from RefSeq and is a predicted model, not a curated record. NCBI's taxonomy places the organism in Eukaryota, Fungi, Ascomycota, Eurotiomycetes, Eurotiales, Aspergillaceae.